CAACAUGAAGGUGUGAAAUUUUAACAUGUUCGAACAUAACGGAUUUAGAACUUUGAAUAGUAGUUUUCACGUUCACUUGAUAUACAACUCAAAUAUAUUGGCAUGAAUUGGUGUUACAUUGUGGCAUAAGAUGAAUCAUUAGAUGACCGUACACUACCAGCUGCCUGCUAUGGUUUAAAGUGUGGGUUAUCUCUUUGUUUCGCAAUGGGCGUCGGGCGAAGUUGAAUGGAAACCAAUUCGUAUUUUAUCGGUGGAUUCUUCACCUUUGUUUAGUGAAAGCUUGGAACAGAAAGAAAAGGUGCAUUAAAAAAUCGUUCAACUGUGUAUUCAUUCGUGUUUUUCGGAGGUACUGGUUCUUAUUGCAGGUGACUUUAUAAAUGGAUACCAGAUCCCAAAUUGUUGAUUUCUUGAGAAUUACAUUGUAUUGAACCCAAGCACGAAUAUCAUGAAACUUUCAAACACUCUUUUAACUACUGGAUUUCUUGCAGCUGCUGGUCUAGUCAGUGCUAGUCCAAAGGCUUUGCCUGAUGCAUCUCCAUUAAAACAUGGUUCUUCAUAUGCUAAUAGUAUGGGUCCUGUUACAUUUUUAUAUCCUGAAACAAGACAAUGGUCAGCAGAUGUUGAUAAUAUUGCGCCUUGUGGAUCUAAUGCAGGUGUUCAAAAUAGAUCCAAUUUCCCAUUAGAUGAUGGAUUUGUUGCUUUUAUUGCAAAAUAUCAAUCUUUUAAGAUUAAAUUAUCAAUUUCUUAUAAUUCGGAUCCAAAGAGUCAAGAUGAUUUCGAUGAAUGGUAUUAUGGUAAAAAUGUUACUGAUGAAUUACAUAUUGGUCAUACUUGUUUUUACAUGCCAGAUCAACCAAACACUAUUAACUCAGGUGAUGUUGCCACUAUUCAAGUGAUUUAUCAAAACGAUGAUGAGGAUGAGACAGGAUCAGAUGGUGAUCCAAUUGCUGGUUCAACUAAUCAAACUUUCUACGCAUGUUCAGAUAUUAAAUUUGUUGAAGAAAGUGUGUUUGAUGUUACUGAUUUAGCAUAUAGUUGUUUUAAUGCUACUAAUGACAACUAUUAUGCUGAAUCUUCUAUUGAUGCUGAUAGCAGUGUGGCCACUUAUGAUUCUUCAGCCAUUUCUCAUGUUUCGUCAGUUGCAAGAACUGCUUCAAAUGCAGCAUCAGCUACUGGAUCAUCUUCCUCAGCCUCAGCCACUGGAUCAUCUAGCUCAAGCUCCAGAGCAGGAGCUGCUAUUGCUGCUGCCUUAAGCUCACCAGUUGCUGGUUUUGCUGGAGCUUUAGCUAUUCUUGCAAGCUUUAUCUGA
Molecule: messenger RNA, 1309 nt
Organism: Hansenula anomala
Lineage: Eukaryota; Fungi; Ascomycota; Saccharomycetes; Phaffomycetales; Wickerhamomycetaceae
Product: copper acquisition factor BIM1-like domain-containing protein
Exons: 1
Coding region: 446-1309 (287 amino acids)
Source: RefSeq, a predicted model, not a curated record